AGGACGCUGCCCAAGACCUGCAUGGAAAAGAUCGUGGAGAACGUGCGGAAAUUCAACAUCCAGGGGCUGCUGGUCAUCGGGGGGUUCGAGGCGUACGAGGGGGUGCUGCAGCUGGUGGAGGCCCGCGGGCAGUACGAGGAGCUCUGCAUCAUCAUGUGUGUCAUCCCCGCCACCAUCAGCAACAACGUGCCCGGGACCGACUUCAGCCUGGGCUCGGACACGGCCGUCAAUGCGGCCAUGGAGAGUUGUGACCGCAUCAAGCAGUCGGCCUCGGGCACCAAGCGCCGCGUCUUCAUCGUGGAGACGAUGGGGGGUUACUGCGGGUACCUGUCGACCGUCACCGGCAUCGCGGUGGGCGCCGACGCCGCCUACGUCUACGAGGAUCCCUUCACCAUCCACGACCUGAAGGCCAACGUGGAGCACUUGACGGACAAAAUGAAGACAGAUAUCCAGAGAGGGCUGGUGCUGCGCAAUGAGAAGUGCCACGAGCACUACACCACCGAGUUCCUCUACAACCUCUACUCCUCCGAGGGCAAAGGCAUCUUUGACUGCCGGAUUAAUGUCCUGGGCCACCUCCAGCAGGGGGGAGCGCCAACCCCCUUUGACCGCAACUACGGGACCAAGCUGGGAGUGAAGGCGGUGCUGUGGAUGUCGGAGAAGCUGCAGGAGGUUUACCGCAAGGGGCGCGUGUUUGCCAACUCGGGCGACUCUGCCUGCGUGAUCGGGCUCAGGAAGAAGGUGGUGGCCUUCAGCCCCGUGACAGAGCUCAAGAAAGUCACUGAUUUCGAGCACAGGCUGCCCCCGGAGCAGGGGUGGGUGAAACUCCGGGUUGGUGGUGAAGCCAACUACCAGAUCAGCCUGACCGAGUAUAUCUCGGGGAAGAUGGAGCACGUCACCCGCCGCACGCUCAGCAUCGAGAAGGGCUUCUAG
This is a messenger RNA of Fulmarus glacialis (Northern fulmar), 930 nucleotides long. It is a transcript of the gene PFKL, whose product is annotated as phosphofructokinase, liver. Gene Ontology annotation, cellular component: 6-phosphofructokinase complex; membrane. Gene Ontology annotation, molecular function: 6-phosphofructokinase activity; fructose-6-phosphate binding; monosaccharide binding. The annotation marks the transcript as partial. Gene Ontology annotation, biological process: fructose 6-phosphate metabolic process; canonical glycolysis; fructose 1,6-bisphosphate metabolic process. NCBI's taxonomy places the organism in Eukaryota, Metazoa, Chordata, Aves, Procellariiformes, Procellariidae. The transcript has 8 exons. The record is from RefSeq and is a predicted model, not a curated record.